UGUUACCAAAAUGAAUAUAUCUUCAGUCAACUUCAGCAACUUUUAAGAGUUAUUUAUGUCUUCAUGAUUGAAGUACUUUAUUGAAAGUUUUUAUUUAAACUUUCUUUUCAUUUCUACCCAAUUACAAUUUUUGUGAUGUUAAAUAUAGGUAAAUUAGAGGAAUAAAGAAUGGAACAGGUAGAAACAACUAAUCAGUCAAAUGUUUCAAAACAUCAGACGAAGAAAAGAAGCUUGCAUAGAUAUGUAUUAGGAAUCAUUCUAUAUACAAGCAUGUUAAGGGACAUACUAUUUUGCCCAUACACAAAAGUAGAAGAAAGCUUUAAUCUUCAAGCAGUUCAUGAUCUUUUAUAUCAUGGAUCAAAUAUUUCACAGUAUGAUCACCUUGAAUUCCCUGGUGUUGUACCUCGAACAUUCCUUGGACCUUUAGUUAUUGCUGGUCUUUCUUAUCCAUUUUUAUACAUGAAUAUGUUUUUUGGAUUUGACAAAUUCAUGAUGCAGUAUAUAGCUCGUAUAGUGCUGGGAUCACUAGUAAUAAUAGCUUUGCAAAAAUUUAUUGACGCUGUGGAGAAACAAUUUGGUGUCACAGUUUCUGUAUGGUUGCAACUAAUUACAGCUUCACAAUUUCAUUUUAUAUACUAUAUGUCCAGACCCUUGCCAAAUACAUUUGCCCUGAUCUUAGCAUUGUUUUCCUUUCAUUGUUGGAUGACAAGAAAACAAAGAAUGUUUAUUGUAACAUCAGCUGCUGCAGUUAUAGUUUUCCGAGCUGAGCUAUCCAUUCUGUUGGGACUAAUUGCUUUAGAAGAAAUUAUUGCAGGACGAUUAAAUAUUCUGCAAAUUUUUUGUUGGGGCAUACCAGCAGGUUUGUGGAUGUUAGGUCUGACUGUCACAGUUGAUUCAUUCUUUUGGAUGAGGCCUGUUUGGCCAGAAGGCGAAGUUCUUUGGUUUAAUAUAUUUUUAAAUAAGAGUUCUGAAUGGGGUACAUCUCCAUGGGCAUGGUAUUUCUAUUCUGCUCUUCCCAGGGCUCUAUUUUUUUCAACUCUAUUCAUUCCAUUUGCAUUUUUAUUAGACUACAGGAUCAGAGCUUUGAUUUAUCCAGCAUUAGGAUUUAUUGUUCUGUAUUCCUUUCUACCUCAUAAAGAGCUACGGUUUAUUAUGUAUGCCAUUCCAUUAUUAAAUGUUGCUGCAGCAAGAACGUGUGCACAUCUAUGGAAUAAUCGAUUUAAGUCAAUACCAUACACCCUCUUUGUUCAAUUUGCUGGUCUUCAUCUUAUGAUGAAUAUGUGUGCUACUAUUCUAAUUUUAAACAUUUCUUCUCAUAAUUAUCCUGGAGGUGUGGCAAUGGCUAACUUGCAUGAAAUAGAAAUGGGAGCAAAAGACUUAAACAUUCACAUUGAUGUAUAUAGUGCUCAAACUGGGGUAUCACGAUUUACUGAACUUAAUCCCAAUUGGAGGUAUAACAAAUCAGAGGCCCUCUCUUUACAGAGUAUUGAAAUAAUGCAGUUUACACACUUAUUAGUGGAAUGGACUGAUGAUAUGGGCAACUCAGAAUCACUAUAUCUUCAUACUCACUCUGUGAUAAACAUUACGCAUGGAUAUUCUCACUGGGGUGUGGAUUUUUCUGUAUUCCCCCCAAUUCAAGUAUUUCUCAAGCCAAAGGUUUUGCUGUUUAAAAGAAAAAUUUCUUAUCCUUCCUUGAUACUUAAUACUAAUAACGCAAAUUCUCAUAAAAUUUAAAAUCUAUUUUCGGAUGUAAUUUGUAACUGCCUGUUAUUUGCUGGAAAUAAACUAUUCUUACAGUU
This is a messenger RNA of Argiope bruennichi, 1799 nucleotides long. It is a transcript of the gene Alg12, whose product is annotated as probable Dol-P-Man:Man(7)GlcNAc(2)-PP-Dol alpha-1,6-mannosyltransferase. Gene Ontology annotation, biological process: protein N-linked glycosylation. Gene Ontology annotation, cellular component: endoplasmic reticulum membrane. The transcript has 11 exons. NCBI's taxonomy places the organism in Eukaryota, Metazoa, Arthropoda, Arachnida, Araneae, Araneidae. Gene Ontology annotation, molecular function: alpha-1,6-mannosyltransferase activity. The record is from RefSeq and is a predicted model, not a curated record. The coding region runs from base 169 to 1734 and encodes 521 amino acids.